AUGGACGUAGAUGAUUAUAAACUCAUAGACUUAGUAAAAAGGUAUAAUGUUAUAUAUGACAAAAAUCAUGGUCAGCAUAAAAAUAAGUUUGCAAAAUUUGAAGCUUUCAAACAAAUAGCUGCUACUCUUAAUAGUUCAGCUGAAAUUUGUGAAUCCAGAUGGUGUCUGUUAAGAAAUAGAUUUUGUCUGGAACUAAGGCAUCUAAGAAAUACAGAUCCUUCUGCUGUACCAAGACGUCCAUGGCCUCUCUUCCAACAAAUGAGAUUUUUGUCCAGAUUUAUUUAUCCAAGAAAGACAAGGACUAUGUUGCUUGGAUACAAACCCAGUAAUUUUGAAUCCCAAAUGAAGAGCGAGUCAGAUUAUAGUUUCAAUUCUCAAAUGAAAGAAGAAUCAGAAGAUUUUGAACUUAAUUUUAAAGAUCCUCCAGAAGAAAUAGAAACAACCCCAAGUUUAUCUAUUAGUGAUAGCAUGGAUUAUUUGAAGGAUACCAAUAGUGAGGAAGACAUACAUGUUCCUGUAACUACCAUGAUGGAAGAGGAUGACGAAGAUACAUUUUUUGGUAAAAUGAUUGCCAAAUAUUUAAAACGGAUUAAAGAUGUAGAUAAAAAGAUUCAAAUAAAAAUUGAAAUUAUGAAAGUACUUAAAACAAGUUUAGAGGAUGGUUAG
Diabrotica balteata is the source of this 666-nucleotide messenger RNA. NCBI's taxonomy places the organism in Eukaryota, Metazoa, Arthropoda, Insecta, Coleoptera, Chrysomelidae. The record is from the annotation of a GenBank genome assembly.